Messenger RNA from Centruroides sculpturatus (bark scorpion), 1860 nucleotides. Its product is annotated as PI-PLC X domain-containing protein 1-like. The record is from RefSeq and is a predicted model, not a curated record. Gene Ontology annotation, molecular function: phosphoric diester hydrolase activity. Bases 166 to 1665 code for a protein of 499 amino acids. Gene Ontology annotation, biological process: lipid metabolic process. The transcript has 3 exons. Lineage: Eukaryota; Metazoa; Arthropoda; Arachnida; Scorpiones; Buthidae.
UAAUAACCUAGUAGUGCUGCAAUCACAUGAUUUUCUUGUUGCCAGUCGCUUCAAGGACAGUUUAUUUUUUUUUUCUAUAAGCUCAACUAAUGACUAUCUCUUUGUAAAUAUUUGUGACUAUUUACGAAAAAACGUAACGUGUACUGUACUUCGUUCACGAGGUAAAUGGGAGUGUUCGAUGACAAUUAUCUAUUGGACAAGACAAUUGUCCAACCGUCAAAUACAUCACCUUUGUCUCUCGUAUAUAUCUCUUCUAUAAAUGCCAGAAUUGAAAAUUACCUUUAUACUUCUCUCCACCGCAGUAUUAGGUUAGAGAGGAAAGAAAGAAAUAAGAAAAAAAACAUGGCGAAGAUGAUCCUGGCUUUAUUUCUUUUGCUGAUAACCGACUGGAUCGGAGCCAAAGCACUUUAUAAUCUAUCUUUAAGAGCAACAGCUGACACAGAUUGCAAGAAGAUUCAGGAAGAUGUGAAAAUUUACUUAUCAGUUUCAUCUCUAGCUUGGGAUAAGAAUUCUAUAAUUAAAAAACGUCAGAUAGAAUUAAAUUGGGACGUGAAAAGCCCAAAACCUAAAGAUGCAGUUGCUUUGUUCGAUUCUCUUCCUAUUGAACACAUAAACCCUCUUCAGAUUGUUUACGUGGCAAAUCAACACACGGGGUAUUAUAGAACUAAAUAUGAAUUGCCAUAUUUGAACUUCACCAAAGAUAAUAUUACAGAUGGUUGUUUGAACUACUAUAUAGCUUACAUAACAGAUGAUAAGAUAACCCAUCUUAACUGCUUGAAGACAAGACCAAGAUGGAUGAACAAGAACCGAAAAUAUAUAAGUAACUUGUCAUUAACGGAACUGAUGAUACCAGGAACACACGAUUCGGGUAGUUACGCUACUUUUCCUUAUGAUGAUGGUAUUGUUACAAUCAUAUCAAGGUAUGUUUACGCUCAAGAAGAAAGAAUUUUUAAUCAGUUAACUUAUGGAAUUCGCUACUUUGAUUUGAGAGUGGCUCGUGUUAACCAUCAGUUUAUUAUACAGCACGGUAGUAUCAUUACCAAAAACACAUUGGAAGAAGUUCUAUCUGACGUUCUUGAUUUUGUUGAAACCACCAAAGAAAUUGUUAUCUUAGAUUUUCACAGGCAUCCGGAUCAUGAAAACGUUCAGGUAGACUUACUUAAUUUUAUUAAAAGUAAAUUAAACCCGUAUUUAAUACCAAAAGGGAGCAAGUUGAAGCUAGGAGAUAUCCUGGACAGCCCUUAUCGGAUUUUAGUGACUUUUAAUCAGGCUAAAAUUUCGGAUCCAAAACUUUGGCCAUCACUAUGCCAAAUCUGGCCAGAUGUUCUAGAGGUAGAAGACCUUAAAGAAUUCUUUUCUGCCUUUUAUAAUAGGUCUGAAGUUCCACCUUUUCUAUGGUCGGCAAUGGCAGAACUGACUCCAGAUAUGAAGUAUAUACUCGAACAUCCAGAUCAGGGAUUAAGGGUUUUGGCAGAUUUUGUCAAUCGUAACAUCACUGAUUGGUUUAGAGAUAUGUGGGGAAAGUUUUCGAACAUCGUUGCCACCGAUUACUUUUUAGGUAACGAUAUUAUAUCGGUAGCCAUCGACAUCAACCGGAAGAAAAAGUGUGAAAGUAGAAAACCUCCCGCUGAAGAAGUAAGCACGUUUUCAUGUUCUCCUCAAUGAAAUUUAUUUGCACGUGGAUACUGUCUAAAAUGUUGUCAAACUGUUUACGAGACUCCGCUCCUAUAAAAAAAAAUUGUAAAUUAAAUUAUUCAAAUGACAUUUCAAUACGUUUUGUUAUAUACUAUGUAAAAGGAAUUUAAUGGCGUAUAAUUAUGCUGAUAAUUAAUUUGUGAAUAAAAACUGCAUUUAUAAUAA